Messenger RNA from Exaiptasia diaphana, 3888 nucleotides. Its product is annotated as tetratricopeptide repeat protein 28. Lineage: Eukaryota; Metazoa; Cnidaria; Anthozoa; Actiniaria; Aiptasiidae. Gene Ontology annotation, molecular function: protein binding. The coding region runs from base 220 to 3291 and encodes 1023 amino acids. The transcript is spliced from 4 exons. The record is from RefSeq and is a predicted model, not a curated record.
CAUCGAUUUUCUAUCGAAAGUAGUCCAUCUCUGAACAAAUUCUGGUAUUGCAUCCAGACUUUUGCUCCCAGCAUAGUAAACAAUCUUUGAGUUGGGUCAUCAUUGGCGGCUUGUCUAACUCGCGUCGAACACUUUCAAGAAGAAACAACUCGUUUUAAGGUAGAGACUUCUGAUAUCUGACUAAAAUGCUGUAUUAAGGUAACCAUAGUUUAAGCAGCGAUGUUGGACAUUCAAAAAGUCAAGCUCUUAAUUAGUGUCUGUCUUAUCUGUGUGGCUUAUGAGUGGCUGACCGACCUGAGCGAUGAUUCCMUWAUCUGCCUAUUGGAAGAAUGUUUAGUGAUGGYAACGUACUUUCAAGAUAUCAAAMCAGUUAUGAAAGUUUGCGGGAUGUUGGGCARUGUUUAUUUCAAAUCAGGGGAAUACAAAAAAGCCAUUGAAUGCUAUGAAAAGACCCUCACCAUUGCUAAAACUAUUGAUGACAAAAUAAUGAAAGAGAACAUAAACAGUCUCUUAGGUAAUGCCUAUUCCUCAUUGGGAAACCAUCUCAAGACAAUUGAACAUCAUGAAAAGAGCCUUAGCAUUGCAAAAGAGAAUGGUAACAGAAAGGGAGAAGGAUGGAAUUACAGAAUCUUGGGAACUACCUAUGAAUUACAAGGAGAAUAUCAAAAAGCUAUUGAGUAUCAUGAGAAAAGCCUUAUCAUUGAAAAAGAGAUUGGCAACAGAGCAGGAGAAGGAAGCUGUUACGGACGCUUAGGAGUUGUCUAUGUGUCAUUAGGACAAUAUCAAACGGCUAUUGAUURUAGUGAGAAAAGCCUGAGCAUUGCAAAAGAGAUUGGUAAUARARCAAUUGAAGGAAGCAGUUACGGAAACUUAGGAAAUGCAUAUAAUUCAUUAGGAGAAUAYCAGAAGGGUAUUGAUUAUAUUGAAAAAGGACUUAAUAUUGCAAAAGAGAUUUGCAACAGAGCAGGAGAAGCAAGCUGUUACGSAGGYUUAGGAAGUGCUUAUGRAUCAYUAAGAGAAUAUCACAAGGCCAUUCAUUAUCAUGAAAAAAGCCUGAGCAUUGCAAAAGAGAYUGGUAAUAGRGCAAUUGAAGGAAGCAGUUACCGAAGAUUAGGAAAURCCUAUGAGUCAUUAGGAGAAUAUGACAAGGUUAUUGAUUGUUAUGAAAAGUGCCUUAGCAUUGAAAAAGAGAUUGGUAACAGAGCGGGASAAGGAAGCUGUUACAGAAACUUAGGAGAAGCUUAUCRAUUAUUAGGAGAAUAUCACAAGGYAUUUGAAUAUCUCRAGAAGGGCCUUAACAUUGCAAAAGAGAUUGGUAACAGAGARGGAGAAGGAAGSAGUUACGGAAGCUUAGGAAAUACAUAUCAGUCAUCAGGACAACAUCACAAGGCUAUUGAUUAUCUYGAAAAAAGCCUUAACAUUGCAAAAGAGAUUGGUGACAGAGCGGGGGAAAUGACAAGUUACUGUAACUUAGGAAAUCCCUAUGUGUCAUUAGGACAAUAUCAAAAGGCUAUUGAUUAUAAUGAGAAAAGCCUUAGCAUUGCAAAAGAGAUUGGUGAUAGAGCAAYUGAAGGAAGYAGUUACGGAAACUUAGGAAAUGCAUAUCAAUCAUUAGGAGAAUAUCAGAAGGCUAUUAAUUAUCAUAAAAAAAGCGUUAACAUUGCAAAAGAAAUUGGCAACAGAGCGGGAGAAGGAGGCAAUCAAGGAAGCAUAGGAGUUUGCUAUAUGCAAGAAUCAAGCAUCAAAAACCUCGACAAAGCUGAUGAACAUCUCCAAAACAGCAUUGAUUGCUAUGAAAAGAUGUUUGAUGACUUGAGAGAAAAAGACCAAUUGAAGAUUUCUUUUGUGGAUACCUAUGUUAAAGCAUACAAGUGUCUUAUCGUAGUUCAACUGGAAAAUAAACGGAUAGGAAAGGCUCUUCUGGUAUCUGAAAGAGGACGAGCCCGUGCUUUAAGAGAUCUCUUAAGCUURAAAUACAACACGACCGAAAGAUGCCCAUCAAAACAAAAAGCGUUGGAGCUAGAUGAUGUCAAGAMAGUUUYGUCCAGUGGUGAUACCAGCAUYAUUUUUUAUGAUCUUCAUCGAAACAAACUGACAACACGAUUCUGGGUUAUAUSUGCUCGUUCAAAUUCAAUCUUCUUUUAUAAUGAAAUAAAAGAACGCGAAGCUUUUGAAAAAAUCAUAUCCAAUCUGUCUCAAGAAGAGGAAACGAGGAUUGAACAUUUAUAUUUGAAACAUCUUGUUGAAAACAGCUUUCUUCAGAUGAGUGUUAGAGAACAAAUAAAAUGUGAGGACCGAUCGUUGGAGUCACUACAGAGUGAAGACCUUGACUCUGCAUCUUGUAAAAUCCCUUCAAAAACCAUUGGGCUUUCAUCCAAAGAUUGCCGAGAAUUUCUAAGAUGUGUCUACAUGGAAGAAGACGAUGACAAGCCAUUGCAAAUGCUGUUUUACCGAUUAAUUACACCAGUGCUUGACAAGCUGACCACAGAGGAAAUUGUCAUUAUUCCGGAUGGCCCUUUKUUCAUGGUACCAUUCGCUGCUCUACAGGAUCCAGACACGGGCAACUUUCUAUCUGAAACCAAACGGCUUCGCUUAGCUCCCUCUCUGACGACUUUGAAGAUUUUGCAAAAAACUCGUCAUUACAAGUCGGGUGCACUGAUCAUUGGAGAUCCUGCCGUCGGUGAAGUCAUGUAUAGAGGGAUAAAGAGAGAUAUCUAUCCUUUGUCUGGUGCAAGAGAGGAAGCCAUAGAGAUCGGAAAACUACUCGGAGUAGAAYCAUUGAUAGGAGAGAAGGCAACAAAAGAAGCUGUUUUAAGCAAACUACAACAUGGUGURUCUGUUAUUCACUUUGCUGCUCAUGGCAGUGCAAGAAAUGGAGAGAUUUUCCUGRCCCCUUCUAAACCUUCACCAUCGAGCACAGCUACCCCAGAAGAGAAGGACUACAUCUUGACAAUGAAGGAAGCACAGGAAAGUGGWGUUCGUGCCAAACUUGUUGUACUCAGCUGUUGCCAUAGUGGUCGAGGYGAGAUCAAAGCAGAAGGWGUAGUUGGWAUGACUCGAGCAUUUCUUGCUGCAGGAGCCCGUGCCGUUGUAGCGUCCUUGUGGGCCAUUGAUGACCAAGCUACUAUGUUCUUUAUGGUGAAAUUCUAUUCACACCUAAAGAAAGGAGAGAGUGCCAGUAGGAGUCUACAGCAAGCAAUGAAGGAUAUGAKAGAAACMGAGRAAUACAAGGAGCCAAUGYACUGGGCUGCCUUCUUUCUCAUUGGWGAUGACGUCACUAUUACAGUGUAAUAGAAUGUUCAUUGUUUGCAAGGUCURUGAYACCGAGUACCCUUCAUGUAGCAAUGCAGCUGUCAUACUGACUUUAUAGACGUUAGGGGAAAUCAAGCAUGUUAUUUAACCGUAAUGAUUAAUUUAUAGACGAUUUGAUACCAAUUUGCUGAGUGUAGUAUAUAUGUAGGCACAUGUCCAUGUAUUUUGAAAGCAGUUUACAUAUGAGAAGAAUACUUUUCUAUGAUCACUUUUUUCACUAUUUUGUGCCUGCUGUGUUAUGACGGCAUGACCAGAAAUGCAAAAAGGGUAAAGAUUUCGUAUCAGACAAUCUGGUAGAAACUUUGAUUUCUAUGGUCUUCUAUUUAUGGUUACGAUCGAUAAAUUAAAACAAUAGACUGGUAUGAAGCCAAUAUACAUAUUUUAUUUUAUAAUCAUAUAUUUUGAGUAAGACAUCUUUGAUUUUUACAUGUUUCGGCAGUGCACGUGUCUACUGCCAUCGUUAGUGUGAGAUGUUAUAMCAAUCAAUAAUGGAAUGAAUAAAUUAAAGAAAAAACAAUAUCAUAAUAUGAAUAUGUAAGCUAUUUUAAUAAAAUAAAGAGGAUUAAAAGAGUACAU